This is a messenger RNA of Ziziphus jujuba (common jujube), 4363 nucleotides long. RefSeq names its product calcium-transporting ATPase 8, plasma membrane-type. The transcript has 36 exons. Gene Ontology annotation, cellular component: intracellular membrane-bounded organelle; membrane. Gene Ontology annotation, molecular function: calmodulin binding; ATP hydrolysis activity; ATP binding. Gene Ontology annotation, biological process: calcium ion transmembrane transport. The record is from RefSeq and is a predicted model, not a curated record. NCBI's taxonomy places the organism in Eukaryota, Viridiplantae, Streptophyta, Magnoliopsida, Rosales, Rhamnaceae. Bases 738 to 3950 code for a protein of 1070 amino acids.
CAUUCAUUUUUCUUGAUUUCUAGUGUUUAUAAGUGGUACACGUAUUUAUUUGUUUGAUCAUGUAUAUGAUAUCGAAAGCAAGUUAUCAAAAAUUUUUGGGAUGUUUUAUAUAUUUACGUCACUCAAUUUUUGUGAGCAAAUCGAGAUAAUAAACAUGAUCACAAGGUUGACAAUGUUUUUCAAUUUAAACAAAUAUUUUGUAUCCACGUUUAUAUAGAAAUAUUUUUAUAGACCUGCCAGAAAUAUUGGCAGUAUGUUAGUAUUUGGAUUUGUAUAUAGAGAGUCGAAUAAGCUAAGAACCGUUAUUGUUAUUAUGAAAUUUAUUGUUUAUUUAUUUUAAUUAUGCGUUAAACGGGUUUAACAAUUAUUAUUAUUUUUUUAUUUGGAGAAAGCUUUAACGAGUUAUUUUAAGGAACUAAUUUGGUUUUUAUAUCUCCAUCCGUUAGCUUAAAGGAGUCAUUAUACACUUUUUUUUUUUUUUUUAAAUUUUUUUUUGAAUAAAGUCACACAAAGUGCAUGUAAAAACUAACCCCAUCCAUAAUAUUUCAAAGAAUAAUAAAAAAUCCUGAGAAAAGCAGAGAAAUCGAUGAUAAGAUAGCACGUUCCCGAUAAGAAGGAUACAUACCACCAAAACCGGCCAGUGAUAUUUUGGUCUUGGAGUCAAAGUUCAGCGAGCAACGACGCGGUGGAGCAACAAAGACGCCCAGAAAUUCUACUGUGGGGCCGUUGAAGGAACGAUGAGUGAUAUCCAUCGGCCGACCGAUUUGGAGGCUGGGAGCGGCCGCUUAAGGGAGCCAGAAGAGGACGAGUCGUCCUCAAGCCCUUUCGAUAUCCCAAAUCCCAAGUAUGCUUCCGUAGAGCGCCUCAAGCGGUGGAGGCAAGCGGCUCUUGUUUUAAAUGCUUCUCGUCGAUUCCGGUACACCUUAGAUCUGAAAAAGGAAGAAGAGAAGAAGCAAACUCUAGGGAAGAUCAGAGCACAUGCGCAAGCUAUAAGAGCUGCAUAUCUUUUUAAAGAAGCUGGAGAUCAAGUGAAUGGAGCUGCAAAACCACCUCCUACCCCCAGUGGUGAUUUGGGAAUUGGACAAGACCAGCUUGCUUCAAUUACGAGGGAUCAUGAUUUUCAUACUCUACAGCAAUAUGGGGGGGUUAAAGGGAUAGCGGAUUUAUUAAAAGCAAACUUAGAGAAGGGAAUUAAUGGAGGUGAUGACGACUUACUUAAGCGGAGAAAUGCAUUUGGAUCAAACACAUAUCCACGAAAAAAAGGGAGGAGUUUUUGGAUGUUUCUUUGGGAAGCUUGGCAAGAUCUUACUUUGAUAAUUUUAAUGAUAGCUGCAGUGGCAUCUUUGGCUUUGGGUAUAAAGACGGAGGGCAUAAAGGAGGGAUGGUACGAUGGUGGGAGCAUUGCUUUUGCAGUUAUUCUUGUCAUUGUUGUUACAGCCAUUAGUGAUUACAGACAAUCUCUUCAGUUUCAAAAUUUAAAUGAUGAGAAGAGAAAUAUACGUUUGGAGGUCAUUAGAGGUGGUAGAACAGUUGAGGUUUCGAUUUAUGAUAUUGUUGUGGGUGAUGUCAUACCCCUUAAUAUUGGUGAUCAGGUUCCUGCUGAUGGCAUCCUAAUCUCUGGUCACUCACUUGCAAUUGAUGAAUCCAGCAUGACUGGAGAGAGCAAGAUUGUUCACAAGGAUUCCAGGGAACCAUUUCUUAUGUCAGGAUGUAAAGUUGCAGAUGGUCGAGGCACAAUGCUGGCAACCAGUGUUGGGAUUAAUACUGAGUGGGGAUUGCUUAUGGCUAGUAUAUCAGAAGAUAAUGGCGAAGAAACACCUUUGCAGGUUCGCUUAAAUGGGGUUGCAACUUUCAUCGGAAUUGUUGGGCUUGGAGUAGCUUUCCUUGUCUUAAUUGUCCUUUUGGUUAGAUACUUCACUGGCCAUACAAGAGAUCCAGAUGGAACUAGGCAGUUCGUUGCAGGCCAGACCAAAGUUGGCGAUGCGGUAGAUGGAGCCAUUAAAAUCGUUACUGUUGCUGUUACCAUAGUAGUAGUUGCAGUGCCUGAAGGGCUCCCAUUGGCUGUUACCUUAACCCUUGCCUACUCGAUGAGAAAAAUGAUGGUAGAUAGGGCAUUGGUGCGGAGGCUUUCUGCUUGUGAGACAAUGGGUUCUGCUACCACCAUUUGCAGUGAUAAGACUGGAACCUUAACUUUAAAUCAGAUGAAUGUUGUUGAGGCCUAUGCCGGUGGGGAAAAACUUGAACCUGCUGACAACAAGUCGCAGUUGUCUCCAAAACUAGCUUCUCUAGUGAAAGAAGGCAUUGCACAAAACUCAAAUGGCGGUGUUUUUAUUCCUGAGGGCAAUGGUGAAGUGGAGGUUUCUGGAUCACCUACGGAAAAGGCUAUUCUUAUCUGGGGAAUCAAGCUGGGAAUGAAUUAUGAAGCUGUCAGAACAGAAUCUUCAAUCCUUCAUGUGUUUCCUUUUAGCUCAGAGAAGAAACGAGGUGGUGUUGCAGUAAAACUGCCUGACUCCCAAGUUCACAUCCACUGGAAAGGAGCUGCUGAAAUAGUUUUAGCCUUAUGUACUAGAUUCAUCGAUGCUAAUGAUGAUGUCAAAGCCAUGGAUCAAGAGAAGGUAACAUUUUUCAAGAAAGCUAUUGAUGACAUGGCUGCUAGCAGUCUGCGCUGCGUUGCUAUUGCAUAUAGGUCGUAUGAACUGGACAAGGUUCCAACUGAUGAAGCACAGCUAUCUGUGUGGGCAUUACCUGAGGAUGAACUUGUUUUACUUGCUAUUGUUGGUAUAAAGGAUCCUUGUCGGCCAGGGGUACGUGAUGCAGUGCGACUAUGCCAAAAUGCGGGUGUUAAGGUACGAAUGGUUACAGGUGACAAUCUUCAAACUGCCAAAGCUAUUGCUUUGGAAUGUGGCAUACUUGCUUCAGCUGCGGAAGCCAAAGAGCCAAAUCUUAUUGAAGGCAAAGCUUUUCGUGAUCUUUCUGAUGUUGCAAGAGAAGAAAUGGCUGAGAAAAUUUCGGUAAUGGGACGGUCUUCUCCCAGUGACAAGCUUCUACUUGUACAAGCAUUGAGAAAAAAGGGACACGUUGUUGCGGUGACCGGUGAUGGUACAAAUGAUGCUCCUGCACUACAUGAGGCGGACAUUGGUCUUGCAAUGGGUAUUCAAGGAACCGAGGUUGCAAAAGAGAGCUCAGAUAUAAUUAUCUUGGAUGAUAAUUUUGCUUCGGUUGUAAAGGUUGUUAGAUGGGGGCGAUCCGUCUAUGCAAAUAUUCAGAAAUUCAUCCAGUUUCAGCUUACUGUUAAUGUUGCAGCACUUAUUAUAAAUGUUGUUGCUGCUGUCUCCUCUGGUGAUGUACCACUAAAUGCCGUGCAGCUUCUCUGGGUUAACCUUAUCAUGGAUACUCUUGGAGCAUUAGCAUUGGCUACUGAACCUCCAACUGAUCAUCUGAUGCACAGAACUCCAGUUGGUCGAAGUGAACCUCUUAUCACAAAUAUCAUGUGGAGGAAUUUGCUGCUCCAGGCUCUCUACCAAGUUAGUGUUCUGCUUGUCCUGAAUUUUAAGGGGAAGAGUUUACUGAAUUUGAAACACGAUAAUAGCAACCAUGCUACCAAAGUGAAGAAUACCCUGAUAUUCAAUGCAUUUGUCCUUUGUCAAAUAUUUAAUGAGUUUAAUGCUCGGAAACCAGAUGAGUACAAUAUAUUCAAAGGAAUUACUAAAAACUAUCUUUUUAUGGGAAUAGUCGCAAUAACUCUCGUACUGCAGAUCAUUAUAAUCGAGUUUCUUGGGAAGUUUACUUCGACUGUCAAGCUGAACUGGAAGCAGUGGCUGAUUGCUGCCAUUAUUGGUGUUAUCAGUUGGCCUCUUGCUGUUGUUGGGAAACUGAUACCCGUUCCAAAAACUCCUGUAAGCAUGUACCUUCGUGACUGCGUGGACUUCAUUCGUUGUCGCAGAACAUAAAGAAGUUAGUUCCCGCAGGUGAAGAUCCGGAUAAGAAUUUUUUUCGGUUUCGAUGGUUUUCUCCUUCGUUCCAUUUUUCAUGUGUAUAUUCACACUGAUCUCAAUAUAUUUCUCUGAUUAAUUAGGCAAAUCUAGUGAUAGAAAAACCCCCUUUUAGUGCAUUUGUUUUAUUUGGAGUUGCUAACAAAAAUUAUCGAAUGGGGGUUGAAGGAAAAGUUACUUUAGCUUUUUGUUGCACUGCUUUUUACUAAUGUGCAGUUUUACCACUCAAGAAGAUUGAUUUGUGCUUUUUUGAUUUUCUUUGACGUAGUGGAUAUGUGUGGAGAGAAGUUUGUUUUUUAACAUAGAAAAUGCUAUUUGAACAAAUGCUUGAGGCUUGUAUUAUUUCCUGGUGCUAUAUUUUUCAAGUGAAA